Molecule: messenger RNA, 1557 nt
Organism: Ascoidea rubescens DSM 1968
Lineage: Eukaryota; Fungi; Ascomycota; Saccharomycetes; Ascoideales; Ascoideaceae
Exons: 3
Coding region: 1-1557 (518 amino acids)
Source: RefSeq, a predicted model, not a curated record
AUGUUUUUAAGAGAGAAAACCAGAAAUAUUUUGAAUAGAAUACAAGGGAUUCAUCCAUUGAUUCUUCUCGUUCUAACUUUAACUGGCGCUUGUUUUUUUUUCGUAGCAACGUUUUCCAGAUCUUCUGUUCAAAUUGAUAGUGAUCGUUUUCAGCUUGCUCGUUCAAAGGCCUUUUCUAACAUUAUCAAAUGCUCUGAAUCAAAAGACAGUCUUUUUUGUUUUCAAAAGUAUCGGUCAAGCUUGGAAAAUGAAGCAGAAUAUACCAUCUCAAGCUUCUCAAAAGUUCAGCUAGAAAGUUGUCUUGAUGUAGUAUCACAAAAUAUCAAUGAUUUAGCGCUACUCUUGAAUAUUCAAACUUGUUUUCAUCAAGCAGAUAUUCUUGAUCGUGCCAAUGAAUUUGCUGCUGCUGCUUCUCCUAGGCUCAGUUGGCUUGGUCUUGUUGGUAUCUUUAUUAGUCUUUUUAUCCAAGUAUUCAUUGCGUUGCAUUCUUUUAUUACAUUUAUAUUGAGAAACAAAGAAAUGGAAAAAAGCUAUAGUAACAUUCAUGCUUUAAGUCAAAAUUUUGAAGUUUUAAAUGACAGACAAAUUAAUUUUUAUAAAUCCUUAACUGACCUAUCGACGAAUAUCAAAUCAGAAACCAGAAACUUACAAGGAAGACUCAAUCGUGGUGGAGAUGUUAGAAGGGAUUUUGAAAAAUUGAAUCAAAAGAUUGAAGAAAGUUGGGUUGAAAUACAAGAAUUAAAGAAUGCAAUCUCAAAUGCUAUCAGCUCUAACUCAGUUAGUGAUAGUAAAAUUGAUAUGAACCCUAAGAAACCAACAAACAGUGAGUCAAAUAAAGUUGAAAUUAAGAGUAUUAUAAGCAGAACAAUUGAAAUUGAAAAUAAAAAUAAAAAUAAAAGUAAAAAUGAAAAUGAAAAUGAAAAUGAAAAUGAAAAUGAAAAUAAUAUUCCUAAUCCACCAUCACCUUCAAUUCAAGCAACAGUGGAUGGACAAACAUUUGAUCUAACUACUCAAGAAGGUCGCAAGAAAUGGUGUGAAUACAUUCAAAAUAAUCCCAAAAAGAUUAAAAAUGAGAUAUGCCAGGAAAAUGAUAAGCCAGAUAAUAAGCCGAGUGAUAGGGAAAACUACAAUGUAAAUGACAAGGAAAGGUUCAAGAUAAAUGAUAAGGUGGAAGAUGGAAGUUAUAAUAAAGAUUACCAAAAGAUCGCCAGUAAGGAAAACAUUGAUACAAAUUUUGACGGGUUAAAAGGCAGCAGCAACAGAAAGAAUGGAAGUCAAGUCAAAGAUAAGAUUGUAGUUGCUAAAACUAUCCUUGGAGUGUCGGAUAUUAAUCUAGAAAAUGUGUUGAAGACGGAAGAUUCAGAAGCAGACUUAAAAAUAGGAAUAACUCCAGCACUUCUUGAUGAGUUGAACAUCUCCAGGUUUGAUAAAAAUGGGAAACCUUUUCGCCGUCUCUUUAUUCCUGGAAGGGGAUGGAUCUCAGCUAAAAAAUUGGAGGAGGACAACCCAGAACUCGGAGCAAAUUUGAACACCAACACGCUACAGUUCGGUACCUAA